Molecule: messenger RNA, 2100 nt
Organism: Trypanosoma grayi
Lineage: Eukaryota; Euglenozoa; Kinetoplastea; Trypanosomatida; Trypanosomatidae
Exons: 1
Coding region: 1-2100 (699 amino acids)
Source: RefSeq, a predicted model, not a curated record
AUGUGUGAAGUUAGCGUCGUUGAGGCCCGCAAGCACUGUAAGCUCAUUGAGAAGAACCUACAAAAACGCCCCAUUUGUUUUUGUGUUCGCUUUGACGCCGCUCCUUCCGACGGCAGCAGAAGUAACAACAUCAGCAACAGAAAGGGAUUUCGUGGUGCGCAGGCGUUUCGGACCCCCGCGGAUGUCGUUGUGCCGCUGGGGUCGUCACUCGAGAGCUCCACGUUGAGAGAUUUGGUGGCCGACUUCAUGCUUCGUGUGCUGCGGCGGUACCCAAGCCUCUCAAAGCGCACACUGGAUGCAUUUUUCAUCAACGCUGAGGGAACAUCUGUGCCGGCCGUACGGAACACACAACAAGUGAGGUUGCUGCGGCUCGACGUGCAUGUGAACGCGGAGGACACGCUGGACAACUUCUUCGCACCCGCCUCCACGAGCGGUCCUACAGUGUACGAUGUCAUUGCCCACUGGUCCCCCAAUGCACAGCCUGGCGCGGCUCUCGAAGACGGUGAAGGUGAAAACGAACCCGGAAACAACAACAACAAGGAGGAAGAAGAAGACGACGACAAUGCAUGCGUUGACAGACUGUCGGAAGAGGUGUUCCCGGCUCCUGUCAUUUAUCCCUUUACGCAGCGCUGCCCCUACACAAAGCUGAUGCCGCGUGACUCCCGGUCUGGCAGCACCAGCAGCAGUGUGCCAACAAGCAAGGAUGCCGCUGGGCGUGCUGCCGCUAUCGCGUCGUCAAUGGCGGAAAAAGAGGCCGCGCGGAAGGUGCGCCGCGUACUGGAAGUUGAGGAGCGCACAUCACGGAAGGUAAUCACGCGCGAUGAGCGCUCCGCUCGCAAUAUGAUUGCCGAAGGAGAGGAAGAAGGGCGAAAGCAGACACUAACGGUUGUCCGCCUGAUGAAUGCUGAUUAUGUAGCGUCAUGCGGCGUCGCGCCAACCGCCGCAUACGCGGUCUGCAGGCACUACCCGGUGGACACGGAGCCACUUGUCACAUAUCCCUCGUCCGCGUACAAGACAGAGCUGGCGGAACGCGUGGAGGAAACAGCUUGGCUUUCUCAUGUCUUCGCCAACACGCCUACGGCAGGCUCGGCUUUGUCUGCUGUCAAGCAACAACAGCAACAACGUAAAAAAAUAAGUAAGAGUGCUGCAUUAUCAAUCCAGGGAAAUUGUACUGACCUUGCUGAGACUGAUGGGCAGCGCAAUGGGGCGUUGGAUGGGGAAUGUACACCGUAUGAAGAGCUUAUCCGGCAUUAUGUAGAUGUGCGUCGCGAUUUGCUGUUAUGGGAGCGCAAGACGUUCCGCGCUCUCACGACGGAGAUGCGUCUUAUUCUGGAGAAGCAGAAGCGGCUUGAUGGGGAGAUUGUGCGAACGGCCUUUCUUGAGGAGCUGGAAAAGGCGGGUGUGCUCGAUUUUGACAGCUAUGUGCAGCACUAUGAUCAGCACGCCCUCAUCGGGGAGAGAGCUGAGACACCAGACACGGAGCCAUCGCACAUCCCCGACGAGUGCGAAAAGCGAGGUGGAUCGGACGAGGGGGCAGAUGGUGUGACAUCGCUCGUUUUUGCGCGACCUACCAAGUUGCCUCAUGACCAGCGCACGCUGGUAGAUGGCGACCCAGCGGCAACAGGAAUAGCACCAACGAGGGCCGCCACGCCCUUAACGCCGAAGAUGCCGCGAGAAAGGUCCCCCCGUUCUCGUCUUGCUGACGACGAGCAUUUCCGUCGUGCUCUUGAAGAGAGUAAGGCCCGUGCUAAGGCGGCCCUGGAGACAAUCUCUCUUAUUGACAUGCGGUGGUAUGAACCUAUCUCGUUUAAACUUGCGAAGCAUCGUGUUUCAUUGGCUGAGAGUGAGGAACGAGGUGCCAUCCUAGAGGAGGAAAAGAAGCAGUGGAAGAAGGCUGUAGUCCACGCAAGGGAAGAGGGUGUCGAACUUGAAAACAAUUUACUCCUUGCUUACUCCCGCCUGAUUGAGCCGGUCAUACAGGCGGAGGAGCGGGAUAGAGCUGCCCUAGAUGAGCAGCAAGAGCGGCGUAUGGCGCUGCUUCUUUCCUUGUUCAAACACGGCAGAGAAAGACUAGAAAUGAUCUUACCUCGCCUUGUGUAA